UCGCAUUGAGAGCAAUCCGUUUGCUGGCUGUCUUGGCCUGUGUUACAAACGCUUGGGGUUCGCCGGUCCUUCGUUUAAGGGUCGUGCCGAAAAGUUUUCCGCCAUCACAGAAUAUCUCAUUGGUCAUUUCAAAAUAGCUACCGGAUGCGGGAAAUUUUUGCGAACUGCGUCACUUUUGUGUGGACAACAAAAAUCGACGUCUUGUGCACAGACCUUGAGACAAACCGUGCGCACAGAUACCGAUUGUCACUGUUGUCACUGCGGAGCGGGGUCCGCGGAGGGCAUCGCAGUGGUUGGGGGAUCCGGCGGUAGGAUAGGUUGACAUUGGAGAGCGCGAAUUUUGUGGGUUGUGAUCUCGACGUUGUGAAGGUCUCAUCUCGUGGUGUGAAUCGCCGUCUUUAAAAAGCACUCCGUCCCCGCUCCUACCAGCGGCCAUGCACGCGGACCAGGUGCCGGCGGCCGACUUCCCGGCCGGUGGGCUCGUGCCCAAGCGCGAGACGGGCGUGGCCAACCUGCACACGCUGUACCCUGAGUUCGACGGCCGCGGUGUGACGAUCGCCGUGUUCGACAGCGCACUGGACCCGGCCGCGCCCGGCCUGCAGCGCACCUCCGACGGCCGACCCAAGGUCAUCGACCUGAUCGACGCCACGGGUGCCGGCGACGUGGACACGUCGCACGUGGCCCAGCUGCAGGACGGCUCGCUGACGGCGCUCUCCGGCCGCCAGCUGAGGAUCCCUGCCGGAUGGGAGUGCCCAUCGGGCAAGUUCCACGUGGGCAUGAAGCCGCUGUACGAGCUGUACCCGGAGAAGCUGCGCAAGCGCAUCCAGUCCGAGUACAAGGAGAAGGAGUGGGUCAAACACCAGGCCACGGCGGUGGCAGAGGCUCUCAAGAAGCAGCAGGAGCAUGAGCAGGCGCACCCGAACCCGACCGGUCUGGACAAGCAGGACCGCGAGGACCUGGACGCCCGCCUGGAGGCGCUGGCCGCCGCCGACAAGGCGUUCAAGGACGCGGGGCCGGUGCUGGACUGCGUUGUCUUCCACGACGGCAGCACCUGGAGGGUCUGCGUCGACACGUCGCUGACGGGCAACCUGGGCCAGUGCCAGCUACUGGGCAACUACCGCGAGACGCUGCAGCACGGCUACCUCAGCCGUCGCUGCAUGAUGGCGUUCGGCGUCAACGUCUACAGCGACGGCAACCUGCUCUCCAUCGUCACGCCCUCCUCCAGCCACGGCACGCACGUGUCGGCCAUCGCGGCCGCCUGCUUCCCGGACGACCCGGACAAGAACGGCAUGGCGCCCGGCGCUCAGCUGGUCUCGAUCAAUAUCGGCGACGGCCGCGUGGGUACCAUGGAGACGGGCACGGCCAUCGUGCGCGCCGUGGCCCACCUGAUGACGUGCCGGGACAAGUACACGGUCGACCUGAUCAACAUGAGCUACGGCGAGCACGCGCGCUGGAGCGACUCGGGGCGUCUGGGCGAGCUGGCCAACGAGCUGGUGAACAAGCACGGCGUGAUCUGGUGCGCCUCGGCCGGCAACGCAGGGCCCGCUCUCAACACCAUCGGCGCGCCGCCCAACCUGCCCGGCUCCCAGCCCGGCACCAUACUCGGCAUCGGCGCCUACGUCACGCCGCCCAUGAUGGAGGCGUGCUACGGCAUGCGCGAGUGCGUGCCCACCAUGCCGUACACGUGGACGUCUCGCGACCCGUCCGGCUCAUCAGCUGGCCGGUACAUCACGGUGUGUGCCCCGGGCUGUGCCAUCACCAGCGUGCCCAACUACACGCUGCAGGGCUGCGAGCAGAUGAACGGCACCAGCAUGGCAUCACCCAACGCCACCGGCUCCAUAGCCACGCUGCUGUCGUGCCUGAAGGGGCUGGGCAUGGAGUACUCGGUGUACAGUGUACGGCGCGCCAUCAAGGCCACGGCCGUGCCCUUGACCUCACCCGGCGCCGACCCGUUCGCCGCCGGCAGCGGCAUGCUCAGGGUGGAUAAAGCAUUAGAACAUUUAAAACAGUACCACAGUAGUCAAGAUAAGGACGUCACUUUUGUAGCCACAGUUGCGCCGAACGAUCUCCACGGCAUCUACCUCAGGGACGGAGGAAUCGACGUGCGCCACAAGAUCGUGGAGAAGGCCGUCUCCGUGCGCACACAGUUCAUCAAUCAGGACGCGGCCGACCCUGUGAAGCAGAUCAGCUUCGCGCUACGCUGCGUGCUUACCUGCGACGCCAGCUGGGUCCAGGUGGCCAAGUAUGUACACCACAUGAACUCCACUCGCAACUUCGCCAUCAAGGUGGACGCCCGCAGCCUGCCGGAGGGGGUACACGCCACCAGUGUGAGGGCGUUCGACGCGGCGCAGCCGGAGCGGGGCGCCCUGUUCGAGCUGCCGGUGACGGUGGUGGUACCGAUCCUGCUGGACCCGACAGACCCUACCCUCGAGCGCACGCUGUCCCUGCAGCCCGGACAGCUGGAGCGUAUCUUCGUGCGGGUGCCCGACGCGGCCAGCUCAGCAGCGGUGACGCUGCGCUCCCUGGAGCGCGAGAAGGACCACCGGUUCGUCAUCCACGCCAUGCAGUCUGUGCCGCACAUGUCCAGCAAGAGCUGCGAGUACUACAAGAUGGCCAACCUGGCGCCGGGCUGCUCGCACCAUGAGACCUUCAAGAUCGAGGGUGGCCACGUGCUGGAGGUGGUCGUCUGCAAGUACUGGACGAGCCUGGGCGCGGCCGACGUGCGCCUGACGCUGGCGCUGGACGGCCUGCGUCCCUCGGCGCCCGUCCUGGCCAUGACGGCGGCCGAGGUGCUGCGCCUCGAGGUCUCGAAUGCGCUGCGCUCCACCGAGAUGGCGGCGCCCCAGGUGCUGCUCAAGGGUCAGGUGUGCAGCUACAGGCCGACCUCUGCCAAGGUGUCUCCGUUGUCGGAUGACCGCGACACACUGCCCGACGGGCGGGUCAUCUACGGACUGACCUUGACCUACGGCAUCAACGUGCUCAAAGCGGGAGACAUCACGCCCGACUUCCAGUUCCUGAGCGAUACGCUGUACGAGUCCGAGUUCGAGUCUCAGAUGUGGAUGCUGUUCGACGCGAACAAGCAGUACGUCGCGGCCGGCGACGCCUACCCGAGCAAGUACUCUGUGCGGGUGGAGAAGGGCGAGUACACUCUGAUGCUGCGCAUUCGCCACGAGAAGCGGGAGCUGCUGGAAAAGCUGACCGAUCUCUCGCUGCAAGUCACCUUCAAGCUGCCCAGCGAGCUCAAGCUGGACACGCACUACCGGUACAACGACGCGCUGACGGGCAGCCGGCGCGCCAGCACGGCCCAGCUGCGGCCCGGCCUCCGGCUGCCGGUCUACAUCGCGCCGCUGGCACUCAGCAACAACAGGACCUCGAAGCUGUCGCUGUCGGCCGGCCAGCUGCUGGUGGGCCAUCUGACCCUGCAGCCGACCCGCGGCGGCUACGACAAGGCGGUACGCGCACGCCCUCGGCCCGGCCGCCAGGGCCCCCAACCGGGCCAGUUUCCGUUCCGCUACUUCAUCCCCGACGUGGCCAGGAAGACGUCCAGCAAGCCGGAGAAGGAGAAGGUCUCCAAGCAGGAGGAGUUCCAGACGGCGCUCAAGGACUUCAAGAUCAUGUGGCUGGGCAAGCUGGGCUCGGGCGGUGGUGACGCGGCGUCGAACCUGCUGGACGAACUGCUGGUCGGGGAGCGGCUGGAUCGCAUCUGCGCCAACAGUGCUAAGCUGCAGACACUGGACACGACGCUGGAGAAGGACGCGGCGGAGGUGGUGCGGCGCGCCGACGCCGUGCUGGCCGACGUGGACCGGGUCCGCCUGCUCACCUACUACGGUCGCAAGAACGCCGCCGCCGAGGACGCCGCCGUCAAAAGCGACAUGGAGAGGGAGCGAGCGGCCAUGCUGGACGCGCUCUCCCGCAAGGGUGUCGUGCUCUGCGAGUGCAUGGAGCGGAAGAAGCCGGCCGACGUGUUCGCCAUGGCCACGCUGGCCAACGUGCAGGACCUGAUGAACUCGGCGCUCGAGUUCGCUGAACCCACCGAGCUCAAGCUGCUGCCCUUCUCGGUGCGUCACGCGCUGGCCAACAGCCGCUACGGGCUGGCGCUGCGCUACCAGCAGCGCCUCACCGACGACAAGCCCACGGCCGAGAACGAGCAGAAGCUGGUGGACAUCUACGAGCGGCUGGGCUGGCGUCAUCUGGCGGCCCACCUGCAGCGCAGCCGGGCCGUUCGCUUCCCGGCCGACUACCGGCCCAUGUAGUCCGGCUCCCGCCGACGCGGCGGCGCGGCGCCGGCGCUGGCCGCCGCCCGGCCCGGUAAGGGGCUGGGCGGCCGCCGGCCGUGCGGCCGGGGUGGGCGACGUGAACUUAUAGGGCAUCGUACGGGCCGCAGCGGGCGAGUGGAGAGCGGGGCGGCGUGGGACGCGAGCGCGGCGAGCUAGUAGUCACUAGCGACACUCCUCUGAAGGUGCGGUGGCGCGGGCGGCCGAGGGAAGGCGGUGCGGCGGCUGACUGGCCCGGCCGCCCUGGUACGGGUCGGCACUCUUCCGCGCACGGGCGGCUCAGACCAGGUGGCCCUGGCGGCGAUCUGAGCCAUGUGUAUAGAGAUGCAGCGGGAGUGACGAUCCGUGGUUUGGAGCGUUUUACUACUUGGGACGGCAUGUUGAUAGGGGCCGCGCGCUUUUGACGUCGCCCGCCCAUCAGAGCGCCGAUAGCAUCACGGCUUUUCCAGCGGGUCGUUUGACAAAUGGCUCAUCCAGGGAUUGGUGUUCUAGGACCUUGACAUCGUGUGCUGGUGUGCUGCCGUGUAGGUUAUGUUUUUUUACCAUUUUCGGGUAUUGAUGGCACGAACGGCGGGGUUUUACCUGGCGACAUCAGAGAAAAGGACGGAUUCAGCUCGUUAAUCUUGUCGAAGCCUUUCAACCAUAGCAUGAUGUGAAUACAAACGCCGCCGCACUCUGACGAUCUGUUCGGUGUUGUACUGAGGUAGUUCUGUUUAUACACCCGAAUAAAGCCGUCGAACCAGCAA
Pollicipes pollicipes is the source of this 5020-nucleotide messenger RNA. It is a transcript of the gene TppII, whose product is annotated as Tripeptidyl-peptidase II. Gene Ontology annotation, biological process: proteolysis. The record is from RefSeq and is a predicted model, not a curated record. Gene Ontology annotation, molecular function: serine-type endopeptidase activity; tripeptidyl-peptidase activity. The transcript is spliced from 28 exons. Bases 435 to 4253 code for a protein of 1272 amino acids. Gene Ontology annotation, cellular component: cytosol. Lineage: Eukaryota; Metazoa; Arthropoda; Thecostraca; Pollicipedomorpha; Pollicipedidae.